Messenger RNA from Lichtheimia ornata, 1293 nucleotides. RefSeq lists its product as uncharacterized. The transcript is spliced from 5 exons. NCBI's taxonomy places the organism in Eukaryota, Fungi, Mucoromycota, Mucoromycetes, Mucorales, Lichtheimiaceae. Gene Ontology annotation, molecular function: electron-transferring-flavoprotein dehydrogenase activity; flavin adenine dinucleotide binding. The record is from RefSeq and is a predicted model, not a curated record. Bases 1 to 1293 code for a protein of 430 amino acids. Gene Ontology annotation, cellular component: cytoplasm.
AUGACAGGAAUGCAAAAUAUCAUUGUUCUCGGUGGUGGUUAUGCUGGCGUAGGCACCGCUCGUGCUUUGGAAAAGCGCAUAGCCAACAAUAACAACUACCGCAUCAUUUUGAUCGAAAAGAGAGAGUUCUUUUAUCAUGCAGUGGCUGCUCCACGUACCCUUGUUGAAGACAUCGACAACAUGAUUCCAUACACGGGCGUCUUUAAGCACAAAAAGAACCAGGUGGUGCAAGCAUCUGUUGUGCAACUGGAGCCUAAUCAGAUUCAUCUUGAUCGAGAAUUCGAAGGCUCACACCAUGUCCCAUUUGCUUUUUCGGUUAUUGCGACAGGUACCAGCCACCCUGAUCCCUUCAAGUUGGCAACCAAUAGCCGUGAAGAGGGCACCAAACGCCUUGCUAAUGUCCGGCAGCAAGUCAAAGAUGCCCAAUCCAUUGUCAUUGUAGGGGGUGGUCCCACCGGCAUUGAAAUCUCGGGAGAGAUUCGAGGCGCUUACAAGGACAAAAAGAUCACGCUUGUGCAUCGGGGUAGCCACUUGCUAUCAAAGGAAAUCCCCGAGAAAGCGCGCAUGAAAUUGCUUGAAAAGAUGAGACAAAACAAUAUCCAUGUGAUCUUUAAUGAUACGAUACCAUCCUUGCCUGCUGAGCACAAUGAGUCGAUCCACGUUCCUGCUACUGCCCCUUUCAUCCAUACCGAACAAGGCAAGAAGAUUGAUUGUGAUUUGCUAUUGGUGGCCUUUGGUAAUCGUCCCAAUACUGCAUGGAUCGAUCCUAGCUUGUUGGCCAAGAAUGGCUUCGUCAAGGUCAAGCCUACACUUCAAGUCGAUGUCCAAGGAUAUGAAACCGUUUAUGUGGUGGGUGACGCUGCCGAUUUGCAAGAAACAAAAUUGGCUGCCAAAUCCCGUGGCCAUAUCAGCGUAGUCACCAACAACAUUGCUGCUGCUAUCAAGGGCAACACCAAGCCAAGUAAAGUUUACAAUGGCUCACCCAACAUCUCUGCCAUCACCUUUGGCAAGCAACAAGGCAUGAUUAUUACUCCAUGGUUUUGUUUGGGUGACUGGGUGACUGGAAACUUGAAAGGAAAGACAAUGAUGGUGGAGCGAUUUUGGGGAGAACUUGGUCUUCAGUAUCCAAAACAAAGAAGCUCUGAAAACAAGUCUUCGUGGAUGCUUUGGAUGACCGGUGGCUUUAUUACAUUAUCUGCUUACUACUUGCUUAAAUCAACGUAUCCCUCGCUUCUACCUUCUAUCCAACAAUCCCUUAUUAACCUUAGCCAACAACGUCGUAUUUCCCUUUAA